Messenger RNA from Perca fluviatilis (European perch), 1329 nucleotides. Its product is annotated as transcription factor Sox-14-like. Gene Ontology annotation, biological process: anatomical structure morphogenesis; regulation of DNA-templated transcription; cell differentiation. The coding region runs from base 127 to 882 and encodes 251 amino acids. Gene Ontology annotation, molecular function: RNA polymerase II cis-regulatory region sequence-specific DNA binding; DNA-binding transcription factor activity, RNA polymerase II-specific. The transcript has a single exon. The record is from RefSeq and is a predicted model, not a curated record. NCBI's taxonomy places the organism in Eukaryota, Metazoa, Chordata, Actinopteri, Perciformes, Percidae.
CCAAAAAGACAGAGGAAAUAUUUCUGAACUGACCACUUUUUCCUUUUACGCACGAGAGGAGCAUGAGCUUCUUGGGGAGGUGACUUGAUUUAAAGUAGGACUGGUGUGUGUGUGUGUGUUUUAUUAAUGAAUGUGUCAGUUCCUGAGAUGGCCAAACCUUUAGAUCACAUAAAAAGACCCAUGAAUGCUUUCAUGGUGUGGUCCAGAGGCCAGAGGAGGAAAAUGGCCCAGGAAAACCCAAAGAUGCACAACUCUGAAAUCAGCAAGAGGCUCGGCGCGGAGUGGAAGCUGCUGUCCGACUCCGAGAAACGGCCGUACAUCGACGAGGCCAAGAGGCUGCGGGCUCAGCACAUGAAGGAGCACCCGGACUACAAGUACAGACCACGGCGCAAAGCCAAGAGUCUCCUGAAGAGGGACCGUUUCGUUUUCCCGCUGCCGUCUGUACUUGGGGACGCGGCGGAGCAUUUGAAGGGAUUCCCCAUGGACUCCUUUCUUGUCCCCGGGGAUAAAGCCAGAGCUUUCCUCGCUCCCGUCUCCUCCCCCUCUUCCUUCUCGCUGCUGGAGCCGGUGGCGCAAUUCAGCACCGGAGCUGUCCAGCGGAUGGCGGAGAUACCGCACGCUCUGGCCGCCGGCGCUUUGCCCUACAGCGCACACACGUUCGGAUACCAGACUGGAGGGAUUGGGGGUCUGGCUUGCCACGGACAGCACACCCACACCCACCCCCACCCCCACCCGUCCUCCAGCCCGGGGUACGUGGUGCCGUGUAACUGUAGCGCCUGGUCUGCUGCCAGUUUACAGCCUCAGUUAGCCUAUAUUCUCUUCCCUGGAGGGAUGGCCAAGAACGGCAUGGACUCGUACACUUCCCCUAGCUCCAGUGUGUGACACGCUGGAUACACUUGAAGCUGCGCGGUCCCAACGGGGGGAAAGUUUGCGCGCACAGGAUCUCCCCCUCCCCGUAACAUGACAAAAGAAAAAAGAACUGGGCUACAACACAUGUUUUCAUCCUACAUAACAUCACAGCAAAACUGAAUAUUAGGCUAGUGUUUCUGCAGAUAUUAUAUACAUUUUAAAAUGCCAUAAAUGGCUGCUUACAGCUGAUUAGCAACAUCAUUUUUUUUCCAACCCAGGCUAUCUUACUUUACUUCUACUUAACUUUUUAUUUCUUGCACUGUAGCUAUGUUACAUUAUAGACUUAUUGACCAUCUUUUUUCUUACUCUCAUUUGUACCUUUAAUCUGACUGUGAGCCACAGCAAUUUAACAAUUUCCCUGAGGGGGAUCCAUAAAGUAUUCUGAUUGUGAUUGCCUGCUGCUGAGCAGUCUUACUCGGU